Molecule: messenger RNA, 1305 nt
Organism: Colletotrichum lupini
Lineage: Eukaryota; Fungi; Ascomycota; Sordariomycetes; Glomerellales; Glomerellaceae
Product: nucleosome assembly protein
Exons: 3
Coding region: 1-1305 (434 amino acids)
Biological process (GO): nucleosome assembly
Cellular component (GO): chromatin; nucleus
Molecular function (GO): histone binding; chromatin binding
Source: RefSeq, a predicted model, not a curated record
AUGGCUGAGCCCAUCCGUAACAAGCGCCUUGAUCCGGCCACCGCGCCUACGCCGCAAAAUACCCCCCUUCAAAAUGCGCCCAUUUCGUCGCAUGCCCAGCAGCCUGGCGUCGCCAGCAUCAAGGAGGGUAUGUACCAAAACCCCCGCUGCAAUGUUCAACUCUUGUCUUUAUUGCGCGCACUUUGGGGCCUCACCUCUGGAGACACCCGCCCCUCUAUCGACCCGUUACUGACGUGCACCCAUUUCACAGAGGAUCUCGAUCGUGCCGCUGCCGCCUCCAUCUUUGCUCAGAAUCCCAAGCUCGUCCAGAUGAUCCAAGGAAGACUUGGUUCUCUCGUUGGCCGAUCCUCCGGCUACAUCGAGUCGCUGCCUCCCCAGGUGCGUCGCCGUGUUGCCGGCCUCAAAGGCAUCCAGAAGGAACACUCUAAGCUUGAGGCCGAAUUUCAAGAGGAGGUUCUCCAGCUCGAGAAGAAGUACUUUGCCAAGUUCACUCCUCUCUACGAGAAGCGUGCCAAGGUUGUCAACGGUGCCUCUGAACCUACAGAGGAGGAGAUCAAGGCCGGCGAGGAGGAUGACGAGGAUGAUGAUGAGGAGGUUGAGGAAGCUGAGAAGACCGAGAAGGCUGCCGAAUCCACUGAGCCGGUUUCUGGUAUCCCUGAGUUCUGGUUGUCUGCCAUGAAGAACCAAAUUUCUCUCGCCGAGAUGAUUACCGAUCGCGACGAGGCCGCUCUCAAGCACCUGAUCGAUAUCCGCAUGGAAUAUCUCGACAAGCCCGGUUUCCGCCUUAUCUUCGAAUUUGCCGACAAUGAGUUCUUCACAAACAAGACCGUCACCAAGACGUACUUUUACCAAAGUGAAAGCGGCUACGGCGGUGACUUCAUCUACGACCAUGCUGAGGGUGAUAAGAUUGAGUGGAAGGAGGGCAAGGAUUUGACUGUCAGAGUCGAGAGCAAGAAGCAGAGAAACAAGAACACCAAGCAGACCCGAAUUGUCAAGAAGACGGUGCCCACCGAAUCCUUCUUCAACUUCUUCUCCCCCCCCCAGGCCCCGGCCGACGAGGAUGAUGACGCUGCUUCCGACAUCGAGGAGCGCCUCGAGCUUGAUUACCAACUCGGUGAAGACAUCAAGGAGAAGCUCAUUCCCCGUGCCAUUGACUGGUUCACCGGCGAGGCUUUGGCCUUUGAGGAGCUCGACGAUGAUGACCUGGAGGGUGACUUCGACGAUGAAGACGACGAGGACGAGGAUGAUCUUAGUGAGGACCGUGACGAGGAUGAGGAGUCCGAGGACGACGUAAGUGACGUGUAA